Molecule: messenger RNA, 351 nt
Organism: Dibothriocephalus latus
Lineage: Eukaryota; Metazoa; Platyhelminthes; Cestoda; Diphyllobothriidea; Diphyllobothriidae
Source: the annotation of a GenBank genome assembly
AUGCGACUGGAGGAAAUCAUCUUCCAGGUCAUCUGUCAGGUGAGUGCCACAGAACCCACCUGCUCAGAGCGUCGUCUCCUCACCUGUCUGGCAAGCAUUUUCUCCGACAUGCGAGCCUCUCCCCCACCCCGGCAGGCUGUCGAGGCCGCGCUCAUGGCUCUCAUAAAGACGGGCACUAUUUACUUCUGUGGUAAGUUGCGGGACUUUUCACAUGCCCCCUUGGCCCUAAGUAUUACUGGGGUGAAUCUGACUCAUAUUACGUUAUAUUUCGGAAUAGAAAAGUCACGGGUUGUCAAGUCUGAAUUUUUUUCCAUCUUGGCUUACGCUUCCUUCAUAACUCAAUUGUUUUAA